GACAAGGCUGAAGAGUAUCUCCACAAAGCCCUUGUCAUCACGACUGAAAUUGGCGACAAAGGAAGGGAAGCAUCAUGUUAUGGAAACCUAGGUACUGUGUUUACGUCGCUUGGCCAAUACGACAAGGCUGAAGAGUAUCUCCAAAAAGCGCUUGUCAUCAAAACUGAAAUUGGCGACAGACGAGGGGAAGCAUCAUGUUAUGGAAACCUAGGUACUGUGUUUCUGUCCGUUGGCCAAUACGACAUGGCUGAAGAGUAUCUCCAAAAAGCGCUUCUCAUCACAACUGAAAUUGGAGACAGACGAGGGGAAGCAUCAUGUUAUGGAAACCUAGGUACUGUGUUUACGUCGCUUGGCCAAUACGACAAGGCUGAAGAGUAUCUCCACAAAGCGCUUUUCAUCAGAACUGAAAUUGGCGACAGAGAAGGGGAGGCAACUGACUACGGAAACCUAGGUACUGUGUUUACGUCGCUUGGCCAAUACGACAAGGCUGAAGAGUAUCUCCACAAAGCGCUUGUCAUCAGAACUGAAAUUGGCGACAGAGAAGGGGAAGCAUCAUGUUAUGGAAACCUAGGUACUGUGUUUACGUCGCUUGGCCAAUACGACAAGGCUGAAGAGUAUCUCCAAAAAGCGCUUGUCAUCAGAACUGAAAUUGGCGACAGAGGAGGGGAAGCAUCAUGUUAUGGAAACCUAGGUACUGUGUUUACGUCGCUUGGCCAAUACGACAAGGCUGAAGAGUAUCUCCACAAAGCGCUUGUCAUCAGAACUGAAAUUGGCGACAGAGAAGGGGAGGCAACUGACUACGGAAACCUAGGUACUGUGUUUAAGUCGCUUGGCCAAUACGACAAGGCUGAAGAGUAUCUCCAAAAAGCGCUUGUCAUCACAACUGAAAUUGGCGACAGAGGAGGGGAAGCAUCAUGUUAUGGAAACCUAGGUACUGUGUUUACGUCGCUUGGCCAAUACGACAAGGCUGAAGAGUAUCUCCACAAAGCGCUUGUCAUCACAACUGAAAUUGGCGACAGAGGAGGGGAAGCAUCAUGUUAUGGAAACCUAGGUACUGUGUUUACGUCGCUUGGCCAAUACGACAAGGCUGAAGAGUAUCUCCAAAAAGCGCUUGUCAUCACAACUGAAAUUGGCGACAGACGAGGGGAAGCAUCAUGUUAUGGAAACCUAGGUACUGUGUUUACGUCGCUUGGCCAAUACGACAAGGCUGAAGAGUAUCUCCAAAAAGCGCUUGUCAUCAGAACUGAAAUUGGCGACAGAGAAGGGGAGGCAACUGACUAUGGAAACCUAGGUACUGUGUUUACGUCGCUUGGCCAAUACGACAAGGCUGAAGAGUAUCUCCACAAAGCGCUUGUCAUCACAACUGAAAUUGGCGACAGACGAGGGGAAGCAUCAUGUUAUGGAAACCUAGGUACUGUGUUUACGUCGCUUGGCCAAUACGACAAGGCUGAAGAGUAUCUCCAAAAAGCGCUUGUCAUCAGAACUGAAAUUGGCGACAGAGAAGGGGAGGCAACUGACUAUGGAAACCUAGGUACUGUGUUUCAGUCGCUUGGCCAAUACGACAAGGCUGAAGAGUAUCUCCAAAAAGCGCUUGUCAUCACAACUGAAAUUGGCGACAGACGAGGGGAAGCAUCAUGUUAUGGAAACCUAGGUACUGUGUUUAAGUCGCUUGGCCAAUACGACAAGGCUGAAGAGUAUCUCCAAAAAGCGCUUGUCAUCAGAACUGAAAUUGGCGACAGAGAAGGGGAGGCAACUGACUACGGAAACCUAGGUACUGUGUUUACGUCGCUUGGCCAAUACGACAAGGCUGAAGAGUAUCUCCAAAAAGCGCUUGUCAUCAAAACUGAAAUUGGCGACAGACGAGGGGAAGCAUCAUGUUAUGGAAACCUAGGUACUGUGUUUACGUCGCUUGGCCAAUACGACAAGGCUGAAGAAUGCUUGGAGAAAGCUUUAUUCAUAUACAGAGAUAUUGGAGAUGGAAGAAGAGAGUUUGAAAUCCUCGGAAGUUACGCCGUUUUGUAUUUAUAUCAAGAUAAAAUCAAAGACUCUCUGUCGUGUCUUCACCUGUGCAUUGAAAAGUAUGAGGAGCUGAGAUAUCUCUUGGUCGCCAAUGAUCAGUUCAAAACAUCAUUUCUGGAGAACACAGGAAUAUUUUCCUACAAGCUGCUUUGUACUUUGCUUUGUGACACCGGAAAUGCUCGGGAUGCUCUUUAUGUUGAGGAGUUGGGUCGAGCUAGAGGCCUAUUAGACUUAAUGGCAGAGAAGUACUCGGUUGAAACGCACAUCUCUGCUAAUCCACAAUCUUGGUUUGGCAUUGAGAACAUUUUAAGAAAGAAAAAUAACUGCACUUGUCUGUACAUUUCUUAUUUUCAGAAUCGUCUGCAUUUGUGGAUCUUGAAAACAAGUGGAGUCCUUCACUAUAGAAGAGUAUCACCAGAAGAGAAUCUAGUUCAGGCUGGGUUGCCCAGAGAUUUGUCUUUAAGUAAAUUUUUGGCAGAUUAUUUGCAAACUCUCUCCCCCGGGCAAAAGAGCUCAGCAGGAUUGCGACUCGUGGAGGAACACGAGGACGAGAACGAAGGAGUCAUUUCAAGUCUAUCUUUGUGUUACAAAAUGUUUAUUGCCCCCGUUUAUGAUUUGCUUGAGGAGCCUGAAGUCAUAAUCGUCCCUGACCGCUGUUUGUACAAAGUUCCGUUUGCUGCUCUCCGUGAAAAGGAGGGGACCGAAUACCUGUCGGAGACCCAUAGGAUCCGUCUCAUUCCUUCUUUGACAACACUCAAGACCAUUCAAUAUAGUCCAGAGGAUUAUCACACCAACGCUGGUGCCUUGGUAAUAGGCAAUCCCAAGGUUGAUUGGCUGCUGCCAUUGCCAGGUGCAAGAAAGGAAGCGGAGAUGGUCGGACGAUUGGUGGGUGUUCCGCCUCUGGUAGACGAGAAAGCAACGUGGCAGGCGGUGCUUGAGCGGAUAAGUUCAGUGAGCCUGAUACAUUUUGCUGCCCAUGGUAACGCUGAGAGGGGAGAAAUUGCCCUCUCUCCCAUUCCUGCUCCUAACGGUCGAAACGCUAUCCUACCACAGGAAGCUUACAUGUUGACGAUGGCUGAUGUCUCACGAGUAAAAAUCAGAGCUAAACUGGUGGUACUUAGCUGCUCUCACAGUGGAAGUGGAGAGAUAAGAGCCGAGGGAGUUAUAGGAAUUGCCCGUGCGUUCUUAGGAUCCGGUGCUCGCUCUGUGUUGGUUGCGCUGUGGACCAUUUCAGACUCAGCAACAGAGCAGCUGAUGAGUCGGUUCUACAAACACCUUGUUGAAGGAGAAAGUGCCGGUGAAUCCCUUCAUCAGGCCAUGAAGUGGAUGAGAAAAAACGGCUUUACCAAAGUGUCUGAGUGGGCUUCGUUUACGCUGAUUGGAGAUGAUGUGAGGCUCGAGUUUGGCAAGCAGAGGAAAGAAGAUGAGAAUAGCUCGAAGGAAACAGACCUUAAAGACUUGUAGCUGGAUAACCAAAUAGAAUAAGUAGAGAAAAUACUCUAUC
Messenger RNA from Pocillopora verrucosa, 3523 nucleotides. Lineage: Eukaryota; Metazoa; Cnidaria; Anthozoa; Scleractinia; Pocilloporidae. The record is from RefSeq and is a predicted model, not a curated record.